Molecule: messenger RNA, 958 nt
Organism: Anopheles funestus (African malaria mosquito)
Lineage: Eukaryota; Metazoa; Arthropoda; Insecta; Diptera; Culicidae
Exons: 3
Coding region: 85-444 (119 amino acids)
Biological process (GO): sensory perception of taste
Cellular component (GO): axon; membrane; neuronal cell body
Source: RefSeq, a predicted model, not a curated record
CAAGUACAGGUGCAACUCACAAACCAAUUCUUCGUUCUGUACUGCAACACAGAGUAUGGCAAAUUUCCCGCUGACAGUAAAUGGAUGAUGUUGCAUACACAGUUUUGGGAGAGUUUAUUCCUUCUCAUAUUGCUUCUUGCUGGGUAUGCGUGCGAUAGCUGCCAUGAUCAGAUUGACAGUGCGAAUGUCGCCAUUCGGAACAACAUUGGAGAAAUGGCCGAGAAUUGCCCAGCAUGGAAAUGGUUGGAUUACUUUCAUCUUCAAACUUUGUACCAGUUAAAACGGCAGCGAUUUUCGGUGGGAGGACUGUUCGUGCUUGACAACAGACUCGUAUGCAUGGUACUAACAUCAAUGGUGACAUAUUUGGUUAUAUUGAUACAGUUUCGACAAUUUGAAAAUGAUGAUGUGAUGGUAUUGUUUAGUAACGGUUCUGUAACGAUUUAAAUGCCUCACAUUUUUUUACAUACAAAUUUCAUACAAAACAUUAAGAUCAGUGAAACACUGUUCGCAACGAAAUUCCUCAGCUGUGUUACCGUACAGUCGCCGUAUACAGCCUUAUCUGGGACAUGAUAUGAUGGAACGUUCUUCUACUUAAACCACACACGUCAUUCACGAACAGUGAACACCUUACGCAGAAAAUCAAGGUCACCGUUCAGAGAAGAACCAGCAAAAAAACAAAACAACGGGAAACACCACCCUGCAUAAAUGCUUGAAAUAAAUUUUCGAUAUCUCACGCAUUAUUACACAACGCACACAAAUACACUUAUGUUCGUUGCUGUGAAUGAAAGGCAAAGUUUUGAUUGCUGAUAAAGGUGUUUUGGGAGAUAAGAGUAUCAGCCGAUUUUUUUUUUAUUUGGCAACAUGCGUAUAGAUAGUGGGAAUAAACGAUUUUUCGCACAUUGCAUAAAACAACAAAACCAAAACCAAAAACACAACAUUGCCACGGAAGCAGUAAACG